GUGUGACAUUUGUAAACUUUAACCAGAAUGUGUAAAUUAAUCAUGCUCCGAGGAUUAUAAUAAUUUAAUGGCGGAGUUGCAUUUGUUGGGUGAUAUACAAGGUGUAACAAAUUUUGAAGAUUCAUCUUCAUUGUUUUGUAGAUUUUCGUUUCAAGCAGGUCCGAACUGGACGUUCAUUGCCGGAUGCUCAGAGGGACAAACCACAUCGGGGAAGCCGAAUCAUGACAAUUAUGUUUUUUGGUCUCAUCCUAUCGACAUACACUACGUAACGAAAGGAAUCUCAGGUUGGCCAAAAAUUAAUUUCCAAGUGAGUUGUUUGGAUUCGUUAGGACGUUCUUGGAUAGUUGGAUACGGUUGUUGUAGUAUACCGACUGCACCAGGGAAUUAUGCUGUAAAGGUGCCUUGCUGGGCCCCUGCGCCUACCACCAUCACGGAUAGAAUUAGACAAUACUUUCUCGGAGGAUCACAUCAAAUCACACAAACUGAUGUCAUUAGCUUAGGUGUUGAUAGAUAUAAGUUAACUACUCAAUCAAAAGGCAAUAUAGAAUUAAAUAUAGACGUUAUAUUUAGGAAUUUCACUCAAUUCGGUGUAGAAUAUAAGUAG
Papilio machaon (common yellow swallowtail) is the source of this 604-nucleotide messenger RNA. It is a transcript of the gene B9d2, whose product is annotated as B9 domain-containing protein 2. The record is from RefSeq and is a predicted model, not a curated record. Gene Ontology annotation, biological process: cilium assembly. The coding region runs from base 68 to 604 and encodes 178 amino acids. NCBI's taxonomy places the organism in Eukaryota, Metazoa, Arthropoda, Insecta, Lepidoptera, Papilionidae. Gene Ontology annotation, cellular component: MKS complex. The transcript has 4 exons.